This is a messenger RNA of Juglans regia (Persian walnut), 5582 nucleotides long. RefSeq names its product probable E3 ubiquitin-protein ligase RZFP34. The coding region runs from base 2483 to 3409 and encodes 308 amino acids. Gene Ontology annotation, biological process: protein ubiquitination; ubiquitin-dependent protein catabolic process. The transcript is spliced from 12 exons. Gene Ontology annotation, cellular component: nucleus. Gene Ontology annotation, molecular function: ubiquitin protein ligase activity; zinc ion binding. Lineage: Eukaryota; Viridiplantae; Streptophyta; Magnoliopsida; Fagales; Juglandaceae. The record is from RefSeq and is a predicted model, not a curated record.
UAUCGUCGUCUUUUGCCUGUCAGUUUCUCAACUCUCCCUUAAGCAUACUCUAACGUUAACGAGGCAAGCGAACUUGAAAUUGGAUCUCCGGAAGCUAUAAUUGGAUCUACUCGGAUAUCCUGUAUCCGAACUCGCGACCGAGACGUCUCUCGGUGGAUUGAAAGUUCGUUAUCCUGUUGUUAAUUUUGUAGAAUUUAUAGUUUCUCUUUUAAUCAAUCGCGUUUGGUAAAUUGGCGGCCCUGUCUUUGAUAUGUUACUCCUUAUUUAGGUAAUGUAGAGACAGACUUUGGUUUAAAAUUGGAGUAUAUUCUGCUUUCUGAGAAAUUUGUUCAGUUGACGAGGUAUUGUUUGAAAUGUUGCAUUGUCUGAUUUAGUUGGUGAGGUUGUGAAAUAUCAAAUUUCGCUUUCUCGCUGGCCAAACAUUUCGCUAGGCUUGUUUCAUUGAUUCUUUCGUUUGUGCGCGUACGUGUGUGGUGCCUUUUAUGUUUUAAGAAAAUCGCUUAAGUAAAUGAAUUCGCCAGGUUCGGGGAUAUUGAAUUCGCUUUGAGCGACGAUUAUCUAUCAAUUCGGCUGUUUUCUUACCGUGCAAAAUCUGCAAUGUGUGAACUGCGGCGAAUGAGAUUCUUGGUUGAAUUUGAUGACGCCGAAGUUUCAUUCUCGUCCUGUAUAGGACAAUGGCUCGCGAUUGAUUUCUGUGUUCGAUUCAAUUUUUGGUUGAAUCUAGUUGUUUAUUUUCAUUAGAGUAUGGCGAUGGCUGUGCUGGAAUCGUAGCAAAUAUGCUACUUAUUGUACGAUUACGCUUUUGUACGUUGAUUUUAUGAGUACAUUUUUGCUUAAAAUUAUAAAAUAUGCGCGAGGCUAGUGUAAUGAGAGUGAUUUUGCAUGUUUGAUGAAUGUGGUGGUGUCUUUGCUUCGGUAGAUUUUCUCAUCAUCAACUACAAGGUUUUUUGUAGUCGACACUUUCAUGCGGUCAUUUGUGGUUUUCAAGCAUAUCAGGAACUUCUUGGAUGAUAUGCAUUGUGCUUGAAAGUUGAAAAAGUUACCAACAAAGAGUUUUCCUAAGCUAAAUAUUAUUGAAAAAAAAAAGCAUACGAGUUGAGAUUAUGACUGGUUGCGCUUGAUUGAAGCAUAUAGCAGCUGCAACGGUUUUCCUGUAAGCUGUUUUCAAGGAAUUACAUUUCAUCAAUGGAAGUACGCUCAUUUACAUGAAAUUAUUUUCAUAUUUCUAGCAGUAUUCGUAGCUUUUUCAUCCAUGUUUUAGGUAUUUUAAUACUUCCGGUUGCAGGUGAUGAUGCUUGGUUCCUUAUCUAGGUCAAUGACAUCUAUAGCUUUUUAUGCUAUAGUCAUUGGAAAAGUUAGCUGAGUUGGCUAGGAUAGAUGGUUAUCUAGGUCAAUGACAUCUAUGGCUUUUUAUGCUAAAGUCAUUGAAAAAGUUAGUUGAGUUGGCUAGGAUAGAUGGUUAUCUAGGUCAAUGACAUCUAUGGCUUUUUAUGCUAAAGUCAUUGAAAAAGUUAGUUGAGGCUAGGAUAGAUGGUUAUCCUUUUUUUCCCUAUCUCUUUUUGGUUCUUUUCUCUAGAAAGUUCAACUUCGGCUGACUGACUGAAGAAAGGCCAUUGUUCUGGAGCGCCAUUUCUUCUUUUAUUCCCCAUGGCCUGUUCUAGGUCCUUAUUAUCUCCUUUUACCCCUACCUCUUUAUGACUUCAACAUCUUUGCGACCCUCCAAGAUUAAAAAUUGUGCUGAAGAAAUAAUCAGUAUUUGUCAACAACCAUACCUUUGAGUAUGACAAUUCUUGCAGUUCAAGACUUGACUAGUUAGAUAAUGAGAGAAUUUGCUGAGCAAAAUUAUGAUUGGAGAAAAGCCUGUCAAGUCUUUUGACAUAAGAUUUUUGGUAAGUUCCGUUGUGGAUGGAGACUUGGAGCAGCAUUGCAGAUUGAGGUAGGCUUGUCCUUGUCGGCCAACCAACAUGACACAUUUAUUCAAGCUCACACUCUUGCCCGUUAUUGGUUAUUGUUCAUUUUAACUUUUCAGAAUGCAUUUGAUCGUGUGAUGCAUUGAUUUUACCUUAGGUUGGGGCGUCUAUUGGCCAUCCAGUAUACUGGAUUUGGUUCUGAUACCUCUUCAAGGAAUCAAGUGAUCGUGAGAUGCUAUUGGUUACUAUUCACAGCUGGAGGCUUGGGAGUUCCAUAAUAUGGGACUCUUAUAGAUCUACUUGUUUUGAUGAACCCUUCUCUCCAAGUAUUGCUGAUUGGAGCCGUUCAACCUUACUUGGGUUAUGUGUUGCUGAUUCCGUUGUUCAGCAGCUGUCUAGAAGAAAGCAACGGUGCCAUGCGGUGUUUGCCUGGCAUGGUUGGGUGGAUGGACAUGCCUUUCAAAGUUUCAGAAUGGUUUCUAAACUUGUUCUUAUAUGCAGGUGCUUUAGGCUUACCGCCAGCUUCUAGAUAGUUCAAAGUUUCAUCCAAAGUAUUGGUGGGGAAAGUGGUUAUGGCAACUAAGCAUUGUGAGUCUCAACAAAUUGUGCUGGAAGACAUGCAACAUAUAACUUUUAAAAGGAAUGCAAUGGAGGCUGUGUGCUCUGAACAGUCAACUCAAGAAUGCAUCCUUGCAGAGGAGUCAACAGAUUCUAUAAAAACUGCCGAAGUAUCAGAGAAAGGAUUUAUGCAAUACGGAUGUUCACAUUAUAGGAGAAGGUGCAGCAUUAGAGCUCCUUGUUGCAAUGAAAUGUUCGAUUGUCGCCUUUGUCAUAAUGAGGCAAAGAAUAGCAUCAAUAUUGAUCAAAAGCAAAGGCAUGACAUUCCCCGCCAUCUAGUGAGACAGGUGAUAUGUUCACUCUGUGGCACCGAACAAGAGGUUCGGCAAGUAUGUGGUAAUUGCGGUGUAUGUAUGGGGAAAUACUUCUGCGAGACUUGCAAGUUGUUUGAUGAUGAUACGUCUAAGAAACAGUAUCAUUGCAAUGGCUGCGGAAUUUGCAGAAUCGGAGGGCGUGAGAAUUUCUUCCACUGCUACAAGUGUGGUUGUUGCUACUCAAUUCUUUUGAAGAACAGCCACCCUUGUGUAGAAGGAGCUAUGCAUCAUGAUUGCCCUAUUUGCUUUGAGUACUUGUUUGAUUCAACAAAUGAUGUGACUGUUCUGCCAUGUGGACACACUAUCCACAAAAACUGCUUGAAGGAGAUGCAGGAUCAUCUUCAAUAUGCUUGCCCUCUGUGCUCCAAGUCUGUUUGUGAUAUGUCCAAGGUAUGGGAGAAAUUUGACAUGGAGAUUGCAGCUACGCCAAUCCCAGAACCUUAUCAAAAUAAAAUGGUUUGGAUCCUUUGCAACGACUGUGGGAAAACAUCAAAAGUGCAGUACCAUGUGGUGGCUCAGAAAUGCAUGAACUGUAAAUCCUACAACACUCGCCAAACAAGAGGCUGAUCAAGUGCAAUGGCUAGAGCCAUGACUGUUACAUGCGUACUCCAAUGUAUGCACAAGUAAUUGGGGGGGUUUUUUCCUCGACCUUUCCAGCCAGAACCUCUUGGUCAUCGGGAUCCUUCUUGAUCAUGCAUCUUGUUCCCGGCCAGGAGAUCUGUCAAGGUCCACCAUAUUCUGCCACCUGUUCUCCACCAGGAGAUCGAUCUGCCACGAUUUCCUGUUUCCUACCUUGUUUUUUUUGUCCACAUACCUUUUUUCCUUGUACCCUUUUUUGCUUGCACUCAUAGAGACUAGUCUCAUCUGUGGCGAUCAUGCAGACAGCAUGUGUAUGAUUCGUGUCCUUUCUGAGACUUGUGAUACAAUAUAGUAGUGUCUCUCUUGUACUUUCUGGGAAUUAUCACCCCAUGGUUAACACUGUAGGGGUGUGCAUGUGACCCGAGCAUCCGAUGGAUCCGAUUAAGCUGACCCGAACCGACUUUUAUCGGGUUAUUGCUUGAGUGGGUCUCCAACCCGACUAAAUAACGUGUUUGUUAAUUGGUGUCAACCUGUCCGACUAAAUAACUCAGUCCUCAAACAGAAGCAGCCCACUCAGUCUUCUUCGCUCACUCAGCCUCAAGCCCUUUGGUGAGUAGCUCCACAUCCUUCUGGCCAACAUGGACGCCAAUGGUAUGCAGAGAAUAAAUUCACAAAAAGGAAAACGCAACGAAAUAUAAAAUAGUAAAAAAAAAGUUUUGGGUUUGCUAUAAAAGAAAAGAGGAGGAAAACGAAAAAAAAAAAAGAAAACGCAAGAUUUGAACUAGAUCUGAGUCCCAAAUUGAGAGAGAAGCAAAAAACGAUGAACUUUUUUUAGUUUUCUAUGUAGAGAAGAGAAGAGAACUGCCAAGGACCUCUCUGAAAUGUACACAACCGGUAUGUUAUGGCCCAUGCGUAUGCAUUGGUUGUUUCAAAGCCUGGUCUUGGUGCUGCAAAGAUGACAUGAGGUUUUUUCUUGGAGACUUAUGGACAAGGAUGACGGUCGGUGAUACGGAAAUGAAAAGGCAAGCCUUGGUUAAUCUGUACGAGGUUGUGGUCGAAGACGGAAAUGGCUGGAAACUGAGGGUUUUUUCUUGGCAUGUUGUCUAAUGAAUGGCUGGAAACCAAGGGCUUGAUGUACAGAUUGAUGAAUGGCUGAAAAUGUUGGCCAAACCCACUUGUAUCAUCAUCAGCUCAAGAUCUCCUUCGACCCCAAGAGUCCAAGACUACUUCUCUCUCUUUAGAGAAAUAUAGAGAGAGUUGGGAUGUUGUCUGGAGGAAAAACGGAAGAGAAGAAAAAAAUAACAGUGGUUACCUACAUUUCUCUGCAUCGAAGACUGUUCUAGUGUUAAUACGGAAAUUGCGUGGGGAACUCAAUAAGCUUCUGAAUAAAAAAAAUCAAGGAACCAAGGUUUGACAUUUCUUUGGAGGGAAAAGGGGUGGUUGCUGCUGCGGUUGAAUUAUUGCACAGUCACAACGUACAAUCCUAAAAUUCGGAUAUUUUUCCAAAACUAAUAUCGUUAAAUCUGAGUCAUGUUAUUCUUCUAUUGAAACUACGAAGUGAAGGUUAGGGAUGAAUUUUGAGAAACUCCAAACACAACAUGUAGAUGAUGGGGAUGGUGAUGUUUCUAUUCCCUUUUUCUCUCUUUAUUUAUUUUUUCCUUCUUUUUUCUUAUGCAAGUGGCUCUUCCUUGCAAAUAUUUUUUGGGUCUAUUCUUGAAUUUGAGGAUGAUUGUAGAUUUGAGAUUCAGAUGAAGAGAUUUUGUAUAUCAACAUGCAGAAGCAUGGAUUUUUUUUUUUCCCUUUUCCAGGUUGUACGGGUUCGACCCGACUUUACGUUGUCCAGAUCGGAUCGGAUCGGUUUGGCACCUUAAAUGGUUACUUUCGGGUUGGGUCGGGUAGGACACAAACCCGGUUGCAUUAGGUCGGGUUGCAGGCCUAGUUAACAGCCUGACGAGAAGAUUUAGGGCUCGCAAGCAUACUGUAUAUAGUGAUAUUUAAAGAUACAACACCUCUUAUGGGUCAGAUCCCAAGGCAAUUCUGUUAGAAAGGGUAUUUCCUCCAGCACCUCUUGUUGUAACACCUUCGACUACCAUGCGGAGGAAUUUGUAUAAACAAAGAUCUUUGGUAUGAAAGUGAGACGUAAAGUCUCGAGAAGGAAAUA